This is a messenger RNA of Acanthoscelides obtectus, 1550 nucleotides long. The record is from the annotation of a GenBank genome assembly. NCBI's taxonomy places the organism in Eukaryota, Metazoa, Arthropoda, Insecta, Coleoptera, Chrysomelidae.
GCGGCGACGUGUCGCGAGUCAAAAUGCAUUGGGUUGCCCUUCUUUCCGUGUAUUAUAUCUUGAGGCCUUGUAUCUUUGUCACUCUUUGUUCCAUGGUUUGACGUGAGAAUAGCGUUUAAAAAGAUAACCUCACUUUCAAAUUCAAAAUAAAUGUUUGGUAUUCAAAAUGUUGCCAUCGAUUUUUUAUUCAAACGUUGUGAUCGGCCUCAUUUAAAUAAUGAAACACCGAAUCACACCAGCACGCUUUUUGCAAAAAAAUUGGCUGCUUGUAGGAAUUUUAGGAUGUAUUUUUGUUGCAGCCAUUUAUCCAGACCUUGGUUCAAAACAGGGUCCCCUACGUACUGAAUACAGUGUGAAGUAUGGAGCUGUAUUCAUAAUUUUUUUAAUAAGUGGCCUUUCGCUUCAAACUGAGGACAUUUUCUCAACGUUGCAACAGUUGAAAUUGCAUCUUUUUAUACAACUUUAUACAUUCCUUUUUAUACCAGUAUUUACGCAAGCAUUUGUUUGGCUAUUAUCAUUUUUUGGAAUCCAUUCAUGGGUACUCAAAGGGCUUAUAACAGUCGCUUGUAUGCCUCCACCUGUGUCUAGUGCUGUAAUAUUGACCAGAACUGCUCAUGGCAACGAGACAGCAGCGAUUUUCAAUUCUGUCGUAGGAAGUUUUUUAGGAAUAAUGAUAACCCCCAUAUUACUAUUAUUCAAUUUAGGAUCUACAACCAUAGUACCAUUACUAGGCACAGUAAUACAACUCAUUAUAACUGUGCUAGUACCUCUGUCUUUAGGCCAAGCCGUGAAGAGUCGAACAAACCUCAGGGGGCAGCGACUGCCUCUGAAUACCAUAGGACAAUCGGCUUUACUGUUUGUGAUAUAUACCACUUUUUGCGAUACAUUCCUGGUACCGGAAACUGGCCUUUCAGCAAUGGAUGUGAUAUUCACAGUUUUUUCCGUGUUAAUAUUACAAAUCAGCCUCAUGUUCCUGAGCUUUAAACUUGCUAAUAGGUUGAGAAGAUAUUUUAGUCCACAAGAUAUUAUUGCAAUAAUGUUUUGCUCUACGCACAAAUCUUUAACCUUAGGGAUACCAAUUUUACGCAUCAUGUUCCAUGGUUACUCCCACUUAAGUCAAAUAAGUUUGCCAUUGCUUGUUUACCAUCCAACACAGAUCAUUCUAGGAGGCCUCUUGGUGUCUCAAAUGAAGGACUGGGUAUAUUCUCAGAAGACGAAAAGACCACCUGUCUAACAUAAUAUUUAAAGAAAAUGUUCUUUUACGCUUUAAUUUAAAACAAGAAAAUAAUCUCACAUAGCGCACAACUAUGAACGUGAUUUGUUACGCAAGAGUUUCUCUCACCAAUGUUUGACAUACCAGAUACUUAGAGAAAUAUACAUAUAUGUAUGUUAAAUGCUGAGACAUCCAGCAGAUACAUAUCGGGUACGUAAAUGCGCGGUUAGCUGAAAAUUGAAUUUCCUCGAUACGAACUUCAGGUUAUUUCAGGUUAUUCCAAUUUAUAUCCAUAAUCUUUUCCAUAAUUGUCAAUAAAACAAAUGAAAGUUUCCAG